Molecule: messenger RNA, 1321 nt
Organism: Acipenser ruthenus (sterlet)
Lineage: Eukaryota; Metazoa; Chordata; Actinopteri; Acipenseriformes; Acipenseridae
Product: olfactory receptor 52E4-like
Exons: 1
Coding region: 1-993 (330 amino acids)
Biological process (GO): G protein-coupled receptor signaling pathway
Cellular component (GO): membrane
Molecular function (GO): G protein-coupled receptor activity; olfactory receptor activity
Source: RefSeq, a predicted model, not a curated record
AUGGACAACUCCUCGUAUGAUACAGCUUUUAUAUUUACUGCAUAUGGUAAACUGGACAGCUUCAGGCCCUUGUAUUUUAUUGUUGUUCUCUUGGUAUACCUCAUUACAAUUUUUGUUAAUGUUUUUCUUAUGAUAGUGAUAUAUAUGGAAACAAGUCUACAUAAACCUAUGUACAUAUUGGUACUGCAUUUAUCUUUGAAUGGACUUUUUGGGAGCUCAGCUUUCUAUCCUAAAGUAAUGGCUAAUCUUCUAUCAGAUGUCCAGGAGAGUUCCCGGUUUGGUUGCUUAGUGCAGGCUUUUUGUAUAAGCUCGUAUGGAACUUGUGCAUAUGCUGUCCUUGCUGUAAUGGCUUAUGAUAGGUAUAUAUCAAUUUGCAACCCAUUGCGCUACUACAGCAUUCUAACUCCUUCUAAAGUAAACGUACUUUUGAGUGUUGCAUACCUCCUUCCUAUUUUGCUUAUGUCUAUACAUAUUUUGUUAAUAGGAAGACUGCCAUUGUGUGGAUUCUCAAUACAUAAACUACUCUGUGACAACUGGACUAUUGCCAGACUCUCUUGUGUAGAUACUAAAGUUAUUAAUAUUUUUGGUCUGUUUCUCACUACAGCUUUAAUUAUUUUCCCAUUCCUUCUCGUUGUAUACUCAUACGCCAGAAUACUGUCUGUGAGCCUGAAUGCUUCAAAGGAAGCACAGGGUAAGGCUCUGAGCACAUGCACUCCUCAUUUAAUCACAUUUAUCAAUUUUUCUAUUGCUACUCUAUUCUCAAUAAUGUACAAUCGCUUUGGCAAUAGCCUACCAAUAAGUCUGCAUAUAAUGAUGUUGAUUCUUUUUGUUGUAAUCCCUCCUCUUCUAAACCCAAUCAUUUAUGGAAUUAGAACGAGAGAAAUCAGGAAAUGUAUAAUAAAAAUACUCAGGAAAAGACAAAGUAAUGUUCAAACAGGAGUCUUAACUGCUAUUGAUACACAGAUGUCCACAGUGGUUGCUCCAAGGAUAUAAAUCAAUUUGAUUACAUCAUAGCGUAGAAUUAUAAUGAAAAAUAUUAAAAUGAUCUUCAGUAUACAGUGCCUUUAGUCCCUGCACUAAAACCCUUAGGAGACAAUGCACAUGCAGUCAGAUAUGCAGUGGUCUCUGUAUACUCUGUAUGCUCAGUUACUACACACAUUGAUACUGUGCAUGUUCAUUCCUACAGGCAAAGUUUCACUAUCUUUGUCUCUGAUAAGUCACGGCAUACAGCAUGCAAGACUUGCAUUCUUAUGUGUGAUGAUUUGUAACAGCAUCAUUGUGCACUAUCCACAGAACUCUGUCCUCAGCACUGACUGGCUGC